GUGUCCACGGAGAUCCUGACAUAAGCGGGGCAGAAAAGAUAGCGCCAGAGACUGGGAUUCUGGACGGGGUGUGAGCUGGAGACUGCGGCGCGGGCAAGCCAUGCCCUGGGACUCCCCGUCGUUGUGGGAGCUGGUGAAGGAGCAUGUUCCGCUCCAGGAGCGGCCCGAAGUGAAGAGGAUUCUGGGGGAAGCGGCGGUGGACCUGAGCCUGGAGCUGUGGGAGGAGGUGGCGAUGUUAUGGGCACUGCUCCAAGAAGCUCGAUCUUCCCAAGCCCCCAGCUCAACCCCCAUCUCUGACCCUUCCUCUCUUCUGGCACCAUCACCCCUCAUAAGGGACCUUGUGCGCCAGGAAAUCCGGCAGCUGCUCCAGGGUCUCCGCUACAAGGCCAUCUGUGAGGGCAGGGACCAGGCCCAAGCUUGGGUCCAGUAUAGCCCCAGGGUCCUGCGCUUUGCCUUGGAAGAGCCCAAGUGUAAUUUGCCAGACCGGGAGAUAUUCCAGAUAAGAGAUAGUGAACCCAGGUCUGGGGUGAGCAAUGUAGGGAGAGUGACAUUGACUUCAUCAGCCAGCAGCAGUCACAGGGAUUUCAGCCUCAUCAAGAAUCAGCUGAAUGUAUCCAACAUUGACCAGGUUGCCAGACAUCUGAGGGGCCUCCUAGAAGAGGAGUGUCGCACCUUGGAGAAGGAGAUCCCCAUCCUGCAGCUCUGCCUGGAAGAGGAGGCCCUGCAGGCUUGCCACCCCUGUGAGGCAACUCUGGAGCCCACCCUGGCAGAGCUAAAGGAACAGAGGAGAGCCAUGGAGCAGGAGCUGCAGGCAUCUCUGUGGUCUUCUUGUGUUUCUUCCAACCACAGGCAGUGGCCCUUGAGGUCCUCCACUCGGGGCCUCAGACCGCUUCCUUGCUUCCGUGGGGCUGCUGGAGUUUGGGCUGUGUCCCUCCAACACCACCUGCCUGCACCACCUUUGGAGCACUGUCCCCGACGUGGACGCCGGGCUGCCACCUGCCGCUGGGGACGGCAGCUUCACUGCAGCUCCAGGGAAGGAGCAGCUUCCACCCUGGUGUCCAGUAAGGUGUCCCAGGCCCCAACAUGAAGGGCUGGUCACAAGGUGGGCUUCAGUUUCUGCUGAAAUGUGCCCCAUCUUCUGCCUCUCAGCUGCUGUGGCCCCACUAGCU
Messenger RNA from Otolemur garnettii (small-eared galago), 1169 nucleotides. RefSeq names its product coiled-coil domain containing 24 (gene CCDC24). The transcript is spliced from 9 exons. The record is from RefSeq and is a predicted model, not a curated record. NCBI's taxonomy places the organism in Eukaryota, Metazoa, Chordata, Mammalia, Primates, Galagidae. Bases 101 to 1087 code for a protein of 328 amino acids.